AUGGUAGAAUUUAACUGUACUUAUAGGAAAGCCUUAAAAGUAUAUGUACCGCCCUCAGCUUCAUUGCUUGGAAAAGAUAGCUUUCGACAACAGUCUGACAACCCUCCUACCAACAUGAUCUCACAAACGAAGAGUAGAUUCCAAGAACGUGAUACCUCCACAUUUGCAGAGAUAGUUAAAACCGACAUCUCAUUGCAUAAAGAGGAUGUAAAUGAGGUUAAAACACUUCUGCCAAUACUUCAAUGA
Messenger RNA from Parnassius apollo (apollo), 246 nucleotides. The record is from the annotation of a GenBank genome assembly. NCBI's taxonomy places the organism in Eukaryota, Metazoa, Arthropoda, Insecta, Lepidoptera, Papilionidae.